AUGGCGCAUCACGAUACGAGGAUACACGAUUCCAACAUGGAUCGCGACAGUUACAACCUCGACAACCUCUCUACUCAACGCAACCAUCAUGAGUCACAUCGACCAAACUCACCAUCAGAUCUCAUGUCCGGAGCCUCAACCGAUAUUGAGUCCGGCACAUCAACACCGACACACAUCAAGGAUGCAAACCAACAUCCUUCAUUCGAUAUUUACGAUCCGAACCGACCUAAACUUGGCUUGCGUCAACGGAUGAAGCACUUUACUUGGGCUUGGUAUACAUUGCCCAUGAGUACUGGUGGUCUAUCACUUCUCUUCUUCGCUCAACCGAACCAAUUUCCUGGCCUCAAGACCAUUGGUCUGGUUAUUUAUAUCAUCAACCUCAUAAUAUUUACCUGCGUGACUACGGCGAUGGUAUCACGGUUCUUCCUUCACCCAGGAUCAUUUGCCAAGUCCAUGACACAUCCACGAGAAGGUUUCUUCUUGCCUACAUUUUUCUUAUCUAUAGCCACCAUCAUUACCAGUAGCGAUCGGUAUGCGAUACCGAAGGACAAUUCAAACCUGGUCUGGGCUGUCCAGGCCACCUUCUGGGGCUACCUGGUCGUCACCCUCAUCCUAUCUAUAGGACAGUACAGCUAUGUCUUUGCAGCACAUAGCUUUGCUCUCACCACUAUGAUGCCUACUUGGAUCUUACCCAUCUUCCCCAUCAUGCUUUCGGGCACCAUCGCAUCGGUCAUCGCUGAGACUCAGCCUCAUGUUGCUGCUGUGCCGAUCAUUGUUGCAGGACUAACCUGUCAAGGCCUCGGACUCAGUGUUGCUGUUAUGAUGUAUGCUCACAUGAUUGGACGCUUAAUGCAAGCAGGCCUGCCCAACAGAGAACAUCGCCCAGGUCUUUUCAUGUGCGUUGGACCCCCUGCAUUCACUGCCCUGGCUUUGAUAGGCAUGGCUGAAGGUUUACCUGAAGACAUCGACUUCAUCCAAGAUGGAACAUUUAUCAAUGUCGGAAUGGUUCGGUUGAUAGCUACCAUGAGUGCUAUCUUCCUUUGGGCUUUGAGUUUGUGGUGGUUUGGCAUCGCGGCCGUUGCUGUUAUUCAGUCUCCCCCUAAGUACUUUCAUCUUGGUUGGUGGGCAAUGGUUUUCCCCAACACUGGUUUUACUCUCGCUACUAUCUCUAUCGCUAGAUCCCUUGGCAGCAAGGCCAUCGGAUGGGUCGCUACCGGAAUGAGCAUCAUCAUUCUCUCCGCUUUCGUUUUCAUUUUCUACAGCCACGUUAGGGCUGUCCUCUCCCAAGACAUCAUGUACCCAGGACGGGAUGAGGAUGUCGAGGACCACUGA
Molecule: messenger RNA, 1332 nt
Organism: Fusarium verticillioides 7600
Lineage: Eukaryota; Fungi; Ascomycota; Sordariomycetes; Hypocreales; Nectriaceae
Exons: 1
Coding region: 1-1332 (443 amino acids)
Biological process (GO): malate transmembrane transport
Cellular component (GO): membrane
Molecular function (GO): malate transmembrane transporter activity
Source: RefSeq, a predicted model, not a curated record